This is a messenger RNA of Stegodyphus dumicola, 4891 nucleotides long. It is a transcript of the gene Pka-R2, whose product is annotated as cAMP-dependent protein kinase type II regulatory subunit. Gene Ontology annotation, molecular function: protein kinase A catalytic subunit binding; cAMP-dependent protein kinase inhibitor activity; cAMP binding. Gene Ontology annotation, biological process: negative regulation of cAMP-dependent protein kinase activity. Gene Ontology annotation, cellular component: cytosol; cAMP-dependent protein kinase complex. Lineage: Eukaryota; Metazoa; Arthropoda; Arachnida; Araneae; Eresidae. The record is from RefSeq and is a predicted model, not a curated record.
GCAUUUCCAAAGAAAUUUUAUUUAUUAUGACUCCAUUAGUGCUCUAAAAGCUGUAGGAAUAUUCUCUGACACCGAGAAUCUGGUUGUAGUUGAAAUUCUAAAGUUGAAUAAAAACUUAAGUAGCCAUGGAUACCAAAUGUUUUAUUGCUGGGUUCCAGGACAUACAGGAAUAAAAGGUAACAAGGUGUCAGAUAUCACAGCCAAAACUGCUGUUGAGGUGUCCAGUCAAGUUGUUCCUUUCAGAGAUAUCACUAAGGUCAUCAAGCAGGAAGUCAAAUUAGUGAAAGCUGGAUUCAUGUUACAGUAUUUCCUUGCAGUUUUUGCCGAGCAAUAUAAUCCAGAAGAUGAUGAAGAUGACGAUGUUGAAAGAAUAAUUUAUCCAAAGUCAGACGAACAAAGGCAGCGUCUUGGCGAAGCUGUUAGAAACAUAUUGCUCUUCAGAUCUUUAGAUUUACAACAAAUGCAAGAAGUUCUAGAUGCUAUGUUUGAAAGAAAGGUAAAACCAGGUGACAUUGUCAUUAAACAAGGAGAUGAUGGGGACAACUUUUAUGUAAUUGACAGUGGUGUUUAUCAUAUAUAUGUUGAUACUGAUCAAGAAAAGAAUAAGUUAGUUGGAAAGUAUGAUAAUGCUGGUAGCUUUGGGGAACUUGCCCUCAUGUACAACAUGCCACGUGCUGCUACAAUUGAAGCUGUUACUGAGGGCUCUUUAUGGGCUAUGAACCGCCAAACAUUUAGAAGAAUUGUUUUAAAGAGUGCUUUCAAAAAGAGGAAAGAAUAUGAAAAUCUAUUAAAUGGAGUUCCUAUGCUACAAACUUUAGAGAAUUAUGAGCGAAUGAAUUUGUGUGAUGCUCUUAUGCCAAAAUCUUAUUCUGAUGGAGAACUAAUAAUUAAACAGGGUGAUGAAGCUGAUGGCAUGUAUUUCAUUGAGGAUGGAAGUGUAAAGAUUACUAUGAUUAAAGAAACUGAUGAUAAUAAAGAAGUUGAAAUGGAAGUGACAACUUUAACAAAAGGUCAAUAUUUUGGAGAAUUAGCACUGGUUACUCAAAAACCUCGUGCAGCAUCAGCCUAUGCAGUUGGGAAUGUAAAGUUGGCUUUUCUUGAUGUUGCUGCUUUUGAACGCUUAUUAGGACCCUGCAUGGCUAUAAUGAGUCGUAAUGUUGAUCAUUAUCGACAACAAGUUGUUGAGUUAUUUGGCUCAGAAGCAAAUAUUAGUGAUUUACGAUGAUCUAACUAUCCACUUGUUCUCAUCUAUAAGCAUUUGAUUGGACAUAUUACUGUGCUUCAAAUCAUAUCUGAGGUCAAUUUAUGUACCUCCCAAAUAUGUCACAUUUAUGUUAAUCUAGUCUGAUUUCUCUGUAACAAUAUAGAACAGUAAUAUUGUAUGUUGAUGAUGAAGUUAUGUAGUUUAUUUAUACAUUCUAGAAUUUCUUUCUAGUCUGUUUACACUAUAAUCAGGAAAAUUUAGUUCUUUAUAAAAGAUAUAUAGUAGCAUUUUCACAUGUAUUAAAAAGAUGUGUAUAUAUGAAUCGUGUAAUAAACUGUUCUUACAUUAAUUGUAACAAAUGUAUCUGACAGUAUAAUGUAAAAGUUUUGUGUAUUGAUUGUAACCCGAGUGCAAUAUCAGUUCUAAACUAAAAUGAGAAAAUAAUACUUGUAUCCACAGUCAUAUUUUAAGGGAGUUGAAGCUGUUUUUAUAUUGCAAAUGUAUGUAAUAAUAAUUUUUAGAUUCAAAAAAUUGUCUUUACCUACAUUAUUGUUAUUCAGUGAGUAAUGUAAUAUGGUUUACACAUAGCUGUGUUUUGAUUUAUUACAGGUAUUUUUAUUCUAGGAUGAUGAAUUCAUAUGUGAUGGAUGCCCUUGAUUUUCAUUAUUUUAAAUGAGAAAUUCAUAGUGAAUUUGAUAAAGUAGCUUUAAGUUAUUGUGAUUUUGUAAAACUCAUAGUUAUUAAAUGUAUAUACAUAGUGUUUUGUUAUUUCUUGAAAUUAAAAACGUAUGAACUGAAUCUUAAUAGUGUUUUAUUUUAAUAUACAAAAUAUUACUGUAACAUUUUACUUUGCUUUGUGCAAGAAUGGAUUUUUUUAAAUUUUAUUUUUCUGGCAUAGUUGUCUUCCAUAUCAUUAAAUUGAAGAGCUAUUUGGCUACUGUAAAUAUUUUUAUAAAGAUCCUGAUUUAGAGUUUCUUUCUUAACUUAAUCAUUAUAAUUAUUAUUUGUUACUUGUUCUCUUGUAUGUUUUGUUCUCAUAAUUCCUCAUUGCCUUCAGUGCUGUAUUAUGAAGGCAACGUAAUGUAUGAUUGCUUUUUUACUGUCCAUAGUUCAUUACAAUAAAUAAAAAGUGCUAAGUCUGCUCUUACAAAGCAUGGUAUGCUCAAAUAUCUGAGUUUACGUUCAGAUUUAGAUACUAAUUUUAAAAUCCUGCUUUUCAUAACAAAUGCUGAAUUCAGUUUUUUUUUUUUUUUUUUUUUUUUUUGUUGUUGUCUUUCAGAAGUGUGCACGUUUAGUAUACGGGAAACAAUAUUCAAAAGUGAUUUUACCUAAUGUGAUUAUUUGUAUUGCAUUUUCAUAGUUGGAGUAGAAAUUAAAGUUGCACGAUCUUAAUAUGCUAGUGUUUAUAGGUAGUCUAUUUCCAGUUUAAUUACAUACAUGCUGUUUUGAUUUCAUAUUAUCAGUCUUCUGCAUUAUUUAGUUUUGUGGUAACAUCUGCAUUUUGUUAAAAUUAUGUUGCUGAAUCGGCAUGAGGUCAUAAAUUUCCGUUAUCUUUUAAAGGAGGUGAGCAUUUAGACUGUUAAUGUUUCCUAGGUGCAAAUAAACUUUUGUUUUAUUGAGUGUUAAAUGGAUUGUGUUUUUAUUUCUUAAUUUUUUUUAAUAACAGGAAUGUAGUUGAGUGCAGUAACUGUACUCGUAUAGGAUUUCAAAAGUUUUAUUUUUUGCCCCUCUUUUUAUUUUAUUUGUAUUCUGUAGCUUACAGAAAUUCUAUGUGUUAAUUUUUAGGGAAUAGCUAUUUCUUUUCUGAGUGGAAAUUUGCAUACCAUUUGUUUUUAUUAGAUAUUGCUUUGAAUUUUAAUCUUUAAUCAUUUUCUGUUGUUCAUUAAUGAUUGUUAUUCAUAUCCAUGUGUAUAUUUGUUCAUUUAUAUAUCAUAUAUAUAAUAUGUAACUAUAGUACUCUUCUUCUGUAAAAUAUAACGUUAUAGUUUCUCUAAUGAUUUCUGUAAUUAAUAUUUAUUUCUUUGGAAAACUGCCUUUAUGCUUGAAAUGCGUCCUUAAAUGUGAAAGGGUAACUUUCUUAAAAAGCAAGAAAAGGUGAAGAAAAUUAGUUUGUAUUUCUUUGAAGAGUAUUUUUAAAGCAUGUUAAAGAAAAUAACCAUUUAUAUCACAGAGUAAGAAUAUCUAUUUAAUAUUUUUAUGAAAUGUUGUAUUUAUAGAAAUGCACUGAAAAUCAAAACGUUUCAGCUCUUCAACUGUAAAGAUUUUUACAUAAAUUUAUUUUAUAGUUUACGUAAGUUAAAUUGUUGCUGGUUAUUAUUUAAAAAAUUUUCUGCAUCAUAUCUAGAUACAUAAAUCUUUAGAAAUUUCCUCAUGAUUCUUAACAAAAAUUAAACAUUGUUUUCUUGUUUAUUUGAUAUUUUAUGUUCCGCAGAAGUAAAAUGUGUUUAGAAAGUUUUUGCAGUGUUGUUUGUGUGCGAGUGAUAUAACAAACUAGAAACAGGUGAUAAAUUAAUAAUGACUCAAAAAUAUUUUUCAUGGACUAUCGUAAAUAGUGUAAGCAAAAUUCUGCGCUUUAAGAGAAUUAAUGUUUUAUACUUCAUCUGUACCCAGUCCCAUCAACAGUCAGACUAGGAGGCUUGAAUAUACUAUUUUUUUUUAAUUUCAUUUGUAUAUAUAUAGUAAUAAAUUUUGAUUCUAAAAGUCAAAUAUUAAAGCAAACAAGUUGGGUUGCAAUUUUGUAAGUUUAAUAAAAAAUGUACAUUGCCUCUUUAUUAAACAUGGAAUGCGUCUAUAACUUUAUGGUAUGCUAAUGUGUGUAAUAAUCUGUGUGUGUUUUUCUUUGUAACUUUUCUUUUGGUAAGGAUUAUAAACUAAUGCAAUUAAAAUAUACCUUAUAUGCUGGAAAAUUAAAACCAGAUUGUGUUACAAAAUUUAAAUGAGAAUACUAAAUGUUAUAAAAGAAUUACUGUUUUAGCGUCCUGAAAUUCUUAAUUUUCUUUUAGUAAUAUUAUAUUACUUUGAUAUUGCAAUUUGACAAGUUAAUUUUAAAUAACCAGCAAAACAUUAAAAUGCUAAUAGAAGUAUCUUGCUGAAAGUAUUGGAACAGUUGAUAAAGUUAAGCCAUUUAGUGACACUUGAACAUUUAAUGGACCUAACUAGAAUGAUGGUCAACCUUUUGCUGUUUUCUCAGUCUUUACUUGUUGUGGAAGACAUUAUACAAGUUUCUAAAAGAUUAUACCUGGGCUAUUCAGGUUCUAUGCCCAUCUCAUUCAACCAUUCAGCUACCUUGAUUUAUAAAGGUUUAUCUCUGCAAUUUUCUGAAUUUAGCUGGAAUUUUGCACUGUGUCUGCUUUAAAGCAGCUGAUUUGAGUGAAGACAGGUUUGUAGUUGCUAUUGUAAUGCAUGUUCUGUGAGAUUCAGUUUCAAACUUUGUGUAAAUUUGCAAAGUUUUUUUCCAUAUCCCUUAGCAAACUGCAUAAUUACGAGCAUUAAUUUUUCAAUGGGAGCACUGAUAUAUUAAUAAGCAUGUGGAGCCAUGCUGAACAGAUCUCACAACAUAGCAUAGAAUUAUCAGGAAUGGCCAGGUAAACAUGGAAUCUUUAAUCUGUUGACAAAAGUCAAGAGAACUAUCCAUUCAAAAAAAAAAAAAAAAAAAUAGAGCCACAAAAUAAACAGUUUCAUAGUCUG